This is a messenger RNA of Mesocricetus auratus (golden hamster), 2368 nucleotides long. RefSeq names its product CD209 antigen-like protein B. The record is from RefSeq and is a predicted model, not a curated record. The coding region runs from base 84 to 1064 and encodes 326 amino acids. The transcript has 10 exons. NCBI's taxonomy places the organism in Eukaryota, Metazoa, Chordata, Mammalia, Rodentia, Cricetidae.
UGAAUGAAAGGACACUUAGAGAACACCAGGAGAUAAAAACUGUGGUCUCCAGAAGUCCCCAGCUCCAGGGCACAGCGGUGACGAUGAGUGACUCCACAGGAACCAGGAUGCAGCAGCUGGGUUCUGUGGAGGACGAAGAGUGGAUGGUCAGUGACACCAAGUGUUCUAGUAAAAUCUCCAGACUACGACCAAAUUCUGGAAUCAAGAGUUUGGCAGCAGGACGCCUGGGACGCGACCAAAUCCCCUGGGUCCUGCAGCUGCUCUCCUUCCUGUUCCUGGCUGGGCUCCUGCUGAUCAUUCUUGUCCAAGUUUCCAAAACCCCAAACACCCAGGGACAGGAAGAAUCCAAAUAUGAAGAUAUCUACCAGGAACUGACCCAGCUGACUAAUAAAAUCUUGUCCAAGAUCCCCACCUCCAAGGGGCAGAAUGAGUCCAUGCAGGAGAUCUCUGCACAGCUGACACAGCUGAAGACUGAACUCCACUCCAGGAUCCCCAUCUCCCAGGGGUGGAAUGAAUCCAUGAAGGAGAUCUCUGAACAAGUGACACAGCUGAAGACUGAACUACUUUCCAGGAUCCCCAGCUUCCAGGUGCAGAAUGAUUCCAAGCAGGAGAAGAUCUACCAGCAAGUGGUGCAGAUGAAGGCUGAACUCUUCCGCCUGUGUCGCCCCUGCCCCUGGGACUGGACGUACCUCCUAGGAAACUGUUACUUCAUCUCCAAGUCCCAGCGGAACUGGAGCAAUGCUGUCAAGGCUUGCCAGGAAGUGGAGGCUCAACUGGUCAUCAUCCAAAGCGAUGAGGAGCAGACCUUCCUGCGGCAGACUUCUAAGGCUAAAGGACCAACCUGGAUGGGGCUGUCAGACCUGAACAAGGAAGCCACAUGGCUCUGGGUAGAUGGCUCACCUCUGUCAUCCAGAUUCCAGAAGUAUUGGAAUAAAGGGGAGCCCAACAACGUUGGGGAAGAAGACUGUGUGGAAUUCGCUGGGGAUGGCUGGAACGACUCCAAAUGUGAGCUCCAGAAGUUCUGGAUCUGCAAGAAGCCUGCAACGCCGUGCACUGCCAGCUGAGAGCCAGCUCGUCUCGGCUGCUGCUCCCAAACCGUUCUGCCACGUUCGCGCCGGCUCCUCCCCCUGCCUGUAUGUUGACAAAAGCACUGAGAUUCUUUUUUAUUUUCAUAAGAGUCUUCAUCCUCUGUGUGAAUCCUGCUUUCAUUUCUGUUGUUGUGAUAAAGAUGCUCUGACAAAAAGCACUUACAUUUCAGAUGACACUCCAUCACCAAAGGGCGGUCAGGAUGGUGGCAGCUUGAGACAACUGGUCACAUCACACCAACAAUCAGGAACAUACAGAAAUACAUGCACGUAUGUUCACUCACUUGCUUGAGCUCAACUCAGUUUCCCCAUUCAUACAGUUUAGGACCCCUGCCUAGGGAAUGGUGCCAUCCACAGUGGGCUGGAUGUUGUCUAAUUAACACACACACACACACACACACACACACACACACACACACACUCACAGGCCAACCCGAUGUAAGAAACCCCUCAUUGAGACUCUCCAAGUGACUCUAGGUUCUGUCAGGUUGACAGGUAAAGCUAACUGCCACAAUGGGACUGUAUCUCCGGCUUUCAGGUGUCACUGGGCUUACGGCUCCUGGUUGUCCCCCACCUGAAUGCUUCAGCGUAAUUACCAAAUGUGGGAUGCAUUCAGAACCUGUGUGUUUUCCAUUAAUUGUUUUGUCUUCCUUGCUGAGAUCAGAGGGAGGGGUGUGUGUGUGUGUGUGUGUGUGUGUGUGUUUGUGUGUGUGUGUACAUGUGUUGAUACAUACAUUUGGAGACCAGAGGAAGACGUUGGUACUCUCCUUCAUAGCCUUUCAUUUUAUUCCCUUGAGAUGGGACUUGGAGGUCAUUGUUUUUCAGCAAGGCAGGCAACCUGAAAGAUCAGGCAUCCUCCUGUCUCCAAUUACUUCCUAAAGUGGGGCUCCAGGCACAGGUGGCCAUACCCUGCCUUUUGCUUGCACAGCUGUACUCCUAUCCACCGAGCUUCUCUCCAGCCCUUGGUUCCUUGUCAGGUGUUUUUUCCUGCUUCCUGUUGUUGUAAUAAAACAUCCUGACAAAAAUGCAAGUUGGGGAAAAGGGGUUAUUUGGCUUACAAUUCUGGGUUAUAGCUCAUCACUGAAGGGAAAACAAGGCAGGAACUUGAGGCAACUAAUAACAAAGCAUCCUAAAGCAGAGAGAAUAAAUAAAUGCAUGUAUUUAUUCCCAACCCUAGAGAUCAGUGCUGCCCACGUUAGGACGGGCCUCUCCUCAGUUGACUUAAGACAAUGACCCUCAGAUAUCCCUGCAAGCCCACCCAAAAUAAAUAAUCCCUUGAUAAA